AUGGGCUAUGCACAGCGCAAGGUCGCGAACACGGCUUCCAAGCUCGCCCAUGUCUCCUCCUCACACCUAAGAGCUCUUCCUCCAAAACACUCCCUCCUCCCUGCUGGCAAGGCUGCUCCACCAGCCGUCUUCGACGCGCAGGCAUGGGCCGCGUCCCAACCCCCUCCUCGGUCGACACUUGCGGCCUUCGCGCAUAGGAUAGGCCUCGGGAAGGUUGUGCCCUCAGUGGACGUCAUCGAACAGGCCUGCACGCACCCGUCCUUCGUCCACCUGCACAACCAGCAACAUCCCGACCAGCCCCUACCUGCCACCAAUGCCUCCCUUGCGACCCUCGGCAACUCCCUCCUCGGCAUGUUUGCAACCGAGUUCGUCAACUCAUCCUACCCACACCUCCCAACCCGCGUCAUGAAGGCCGCAGUCAGCGCACACGUCGGUCCGACGACCUGCGCGAACCUGGCGCGUGAGAUGGGUGUCACGCCCAUUCUGCGCUGGCAUCGCACACCUGCAAACUUGACGCAGGGCGCCGUGCUUCACAUCGACGCGCUGGCAUCCGUGCCGAGAGCGCUGACCGCCUUGGUAUACCAGUACCGGUCAUUGCGUUCCGCACGGAGAUUCGUGGAGAAAUUCUUCUUCAGCAGAGAGGUCGAUUUGCGGAGCAUGAUGAAGUUCAGGGAUCCGAAGCAGACAUUGCUGGCGACGGUCCAGAAGUUUGGGAGGGAGCGCCCAAUAUCGAGAUUACUCAAAGAGACUGGUCGACUGUCGAACUCGCCAGUCUUUGUAGUGGGCAUCUUCUCCGGUGCUGAUAAGCUUGGGGAAGGGUUUGGCAGCUCCCUGAAAAUGGCGGAAUAUCGGGCGGCGGAGGACUCAUUGUUGAGACUCUACCUGACGCGACAGCCACCACACUUACUGCAGCUUCCGACAUCGACAUUCCCUGACGCGCCAGGGAACGUGUUCGAGGCGACCGGCGCUGAGAGCGCAUACUCGCCCGUGUCGCUCGGCGACUCGGAGGUUCUAUACGGCAGUGCUGGGCGGGCGGGCGUUCGUACGCCUGGAGCGCGCUCACGAGCUGCCGAGGCCGAGGACGAUUUAGAGGACUACGUACUGUAAUACAGACAUGCUUAAUGUUCCAGGACCACCUUGCACACCCCCG
Molecule: messenger RNA, 1150 nt
Organism: Dichomitus squalens LYAD-421 SS1
Lineage: Eukaryota; Fungi; Basidiomycota; Agaricomycetes; Polyporales; Polyporaceae
Product: 60S ribosomal protein L3
Exons: 4
Coding region: 1-1107 (368 amino acids)
Biological process (GO): rRNA processing; regulation of gene expression; primary miRNA processing
Cellular component (GO): nucleus
Molecular function (GO): double-stranded RNA binding; ribonuclease III activity
Source: RefSeq, a predicted model, not a curated record